This is a messenger RNA of Solea senegalensis (Senegalese sole), 13781 nucleotides long. RefSeq names its product collagen, type VI, alpha 3 (gene col6a3). The record is from RefSeq and is a predicted model, not a curated record. Lineage: Eukaryota; Metazoa; Chordata; Actinopteri; Pleuronectiformes; Soleidae. Gene Ontology annotation, molecular function: protein binding; serine-type endopeptidase inhibitor activity.
GGCCACGGCCAUGACACCGACAGUAACUGUGGAGAAAAAACCCGCUGGGAGGGAUGUUGUGUUCUUGUUGGAUGGAUCUGAUGAUACUAGAACAGGAUUCCCAGCUAUGCAAGACUUUGUGCAAAGAGUAGUAGAGACACUCAGUGUGGAUGACAACAAAGACCGAGUCUCAGUGGUUCAGUACAGCAGAGAUCCAGCUGUCCACUUCUAUCUGAACACAUACACAACAAAAGGCGAUAUCCUUGACACCGUCAGAGGCUUGAGGCACAAAGGCGGGCGACCCCUCAACACUGGAGCAGCUCUCCAGUACUUGAGAGAUAAUGUCUUUGCGGCCUCUGCUGGAAGCAGGCGCCUGGAUGGAGUUCCACAGGUGCUAAUUCUGCUAAGCGGGGGAAGGUCUUAUGACAGUGUCGAUGCCCCAGCCUCUGCUCUCAAACAGCAGGGCAUCUUUGUGAUUGGCAUUGGAAGAAGGGGCUCUGAUUUUGGGGAGCUGCAGAAGAUAUCACAUGACCCUGGUGUUGCUCUAAAAGUGUCUGAAUUCACUGACCUUCCCACUGUCCAGCAGCAGCUUCAGUCCUCCUUGGAGACUGCAGUUAUCGACGUCAGCCCAGAAUCACCCACAGUACUUGUUGACACUGCCAAAAAGGAUAUCGUAUUCCUUCUGGAUGGUUCUGAUGGCACAAGGAAUGCCUUCCCUGCCAUGCUCGAUUUUGUUGAGAAAGUGGUGGAGAAACUGAAAGUGGGCGCAAACAAAGACCGCGUGUCUGUGGUCCAGUACAGCAGAGAUGCAGAGGCCCAUUUCCAUCUGAACACAUACACCACAAAAGAGGAUAUUGUGGAUUCAGUCAGGGGGCUGAGACACAGAGGAGGUAGACCCCUUAACACUGGGGCAGCCCUCCAGUACGCCAGGGACAAUGUCUUUACAAACUCCUCCGGGAGUAGACGGCUGCAAGGUGUCCCACAGAUGUUGAUCCUACUCAAUGGCGGAAGGUCUUUUGACAGUGUUGAUGCCCCAGCCUCUGCUCUCAAAAAGCAGGGCAUCUUUGUGAUUGGCAUUGGAGCAAGGGGCUCUGAUGUCGGGGAGCUGCAGAGGAUAUCAUAUGACCCUAGUGUUGCUCUAAAAGUGUCUGAGUUCACCGACCUCCCCAGUGUCCAAGAACAGCUCUCCUCUGUAAUGAGCACAGUGCUAGUAAGGGCCACGGCCAUGACACCGACAGUAACUGUGGAGAAAAAACCCGCUGGGAGGGAUGUUGUGUUCUUGUUGGAUGGAUCUGAUGAUACUAGAACAGGAUUCCCAGCUAUGCAAGACUUUGUGCAAAGAGUAGUAGAGACACUCAGUGUGGAUGACAACAAAGACCGAGUCUCAGUGGUUCAGUACAGCAGAGAUCCAGCUGUCCACUUCUAUCUGAACACAUACACAACAAAAGGCGAGAUCCUUGACACCGUCAGAGGCUUGAGGCACAAAGGCGGGCGACCCCUCAACACUGGAGCAGCUCUCCAGUACUUGAGAGAUAAUGUCUUUGCGACCUCUGCUGGAAGCAGGCGCCUGGAUGGAGUUCCACAGGUGCUAAUUCUGCUAAGCGGGGGAAGGUCUUAUGACAGUGUCGAUGCCCCAGCCUCUGCUCUCAAACAGCAGGGCAUCUUUGUGAUUGGCAUUGGAAGAAGGGGCUCUGAUUUUGGGGAGCUGCAGAAGAUAUCACAUGACCCUGGUGUUGCUCUAAAAGUGUCUGAAUUCACUGACCUUCCCACUGUCCAGCAGCAGCUUCAGUCCUCCUUGGAGACUGCAGUUAUCGACGUCAGCCCAGAAUCACCCACAGUACUUGUUGACACUGCCAAAAAGGAUAUCGUAUUCCUUCUGGAUGGUUCUGAUGGCACAAGGAAUGCCUUCCCUGCCAUGCUCGAUUUUGUUGAGAAAGUGGUGGAGAAACUGAAAGUGGGCGCAAACAAAGACCGCGUGUCUGUGGUCCAGUACAGCAGAGAUGCAGAGGCCCAUUUCCAUCUGAACACAUACACCACAAAAGAGGAUAUUGUGGAUUCAGUCAGGGGGCUGAGACACAGAGGAGGUAGACCCCUUAACACUGGGGCAGCCCUCCAGUACGCCAGGGACAAUGUCUUUACAAACUCCUCCGGGAGUAGACGGCUGCAAGGUGUCCCACAGAUGUUGAUCCUACUCAAUGGCGGAAGGUCUUUUGACAGUGUUGAUGCCCCAGCCUCUGCUCUCAAAAAGCAGGGCAUCUUUGUGAUUGGCAUUGGAGCAAGGGGCUCUGAUGUCGGGGAGCUGCAGAGGAUAUCAUAUGACCCUAGUGUUGCUCUAAAAGUGUCUGAGUUCACCGACCUCCCCAGUGUCCAAGAACAGCUCUCCUCUGUAAUGAGCACAGUGCUAGUAAGGGCCACGGCCAUGACACCGACAGUAACUGUGGAGAAAAAACCCGCUGGGAGGGAUGUUGUGUUCUUGUUGGAUGGAUCUGAUGAUACUAGAACAGGAUUCCCAGCUAUGCAAGACUUUGUGCAAAGAGUAGUAGAGACACUCAGUGUGGAUGACAACAAAGACCGAGUCUCAGUGGUUCAGUACAGCAGAGAUCCAGCUGUCCACUUCUAUCUGAACACAUACACAACAAAAGGCGAGAUCCUUGACACCGUCAGAGGCUUGAGGCACAAAGGCGGGCGACCCCUCAACACUGGAGCAGCUCUCCAGUACUUGAGAGAUAAUGUCUUUGCGACCUCUGCUGGAAGCAGGCGCCUGGAUGGAGUUCCACAGGUGCUAAUUCUGCUAAGCGGGGGAAGGUCUUAUGACAGUGUCGAUGCCCCAGCCUCUGCUCUCAAACAGCAGGGCAUCUUUGUGAUUGGCAUUGGAAGAAGGGGCUCUGAUUUUGGGGAGCUGCAGAAGAUAUCACAUGACCCUGGUGUUGCUCUAAAAGUGUCUGAAUUCACUGACCUUCCCACUGUCCAGCAGCAGCUUCAGUCCUCCUUGGAGACUGCAGUUAUCGACGUCAGCCCAGAAUCACCCACAGUACUUGUUGACACUGCCAAAAAGGAUAUCGUAUUCCUUCUGGAUGGUUCUGAUGGCACAAGGAAUGCCUUCCCUGCCAUGCUCGAUUUUGUUGAGAAAGUGGUGGAGAAACUGAAAGUGGGCGCAAACAAAGACCGCGUGUCUGUGGUCCAGUACAGCAGAGAUGCAGAGGCCCAUUUCCAUCUGAACACAUACACCACAAAAGAGGAUAUUGUGGAUUCAGUCAGGGGGCUGAGACACAGAGGAGGUAGACCCCUUAACACUGGGGCAGCCCUCCAGUACGCCAGGGACAAUGUCUUUACAAACUCCUCCGGGAGUAGACGGCUGCAAGGUGUCCCACAGAUGUUGAUCCUACUCAAUGGCGGAAGGUCUUUUGACAGUGUUGAUGCCCCAGCCUCUGCUCUCAAAAAGCAGGGCAUCUUUGUGAUUGGCAUUGGAGCAAGGGGCUCUGAUGUCGGGGAGCUGCAGAGGAUAUCAUAUGACCCUAGUGUUGCUCUAAAAGUGUCUGAGUUCACCGACCUCCCCAGUGUCCAAGAACAGCUCUCCUCUGUAAUGAGCACAGUGCUAGUAAGGGCCACGGCCAUGACACCGACAGUAACUGUGGAGAAAAAACCCGCUGGGAGGGAUGUUGUGUUCUUGUUGGAUGGAUCUGAUGAUACUAGAACAGGAUUCCCAGCUAUGCAAGACUUUGUGCAAAGAGUAGUAGAGACACUCAGUGUGGAUGACAACAAAGACCGAGUCUCAGUGGUUCAGUACAGCAGAGAUCCAGCUGUCCACUUCUAUCUGAACACAUACACAACAAAAGGCGAGAUCCUUGACACCGUCAGAGGCUUGAGGCACAAAGGCGGGCGACCCCUCAACACUGGAGCAGCUCUCCAGUACUUGAGAGAUAAUGUCUUUGCGACCUCUGCUGGAAGCAGGCGCCUGGAUGGAGUUCCACAGGUGCUAAUUCUGCUAAGCGGGGGAAGGUCUUAUGACAGUGUCGAUGCCCCAGCCUCUGCUCUCAAACAGCAGGGCAUCUUUGUGAUUGGCAUUGGAAGAAGGGGCUCUGAUUUUGGGGAGCUGCAGAAGAUAUCACAUGACCCUGGUGUUGCUCUAAAAGUGUCUGAAUUCACUGACCUUCCCACUGUCCAGCAGCAGCUUCAGUCCUCCUUGGAGACUGCAGUUAUCGACGUCAGCCCAGAAUCACCCACAGUACUUGUUGACACUGCCAAAAAGGAUAUCGUAUUCCUUCUGGAUGGUUCUGAUGGCACAAGGAAUGCCUUCCCUGCCAUGCUCGAUUUUGUUGAGAAAGUGGUGGAGAAACUGAAAGUGGGCGCAAACAAAGACCGCGUGUCUGUGGUCCAGUACAGCAGAGAUGCAGAGGCCCAUUUCCAUCUGAACACAUACACCACAAAAGAGGAUAUUGUGGAUUCAGUCAGGGGGCUGAGACACAGAGGAGGUAGACCCCUUAACACUGGGGCAGCCCUCCAGUACGCCAGGGACAAUGUCUUUACAAACUCCUCCGGGAGUAGACGGCUGCAAGGUGUCCCACAGAUGUUGAUCCUACUCAAUGGCGGAAGGUCUUUUGACAGUGUUGAUGCCCCAGCCUCUGCUCUCAAAAAGCAGGGCAUCUUUGUGAUUGGCAUUGGAGCAAGGGGCUCUGAUGUCGGGGAGCUGCAGAGGAUAUCAUAUGACCCUAGUGUUGCUCUAAAAGUGUCUGAGUUCACCGACCUCCCCAGUGUCCAAGAACAGCUCUCCUCUGUAAUGAGCACAGUGCUAGUAAGGGCCACGGCCAUGACACCGACAGUAACUGUGGAGAAAAAACCCGCUGGGAGGGAUGUUGUGUUCUUGUUGGAUGGAUCUGAUGAUACUAGAACAGGAUUCCCAGCUAUGCAAGACUUUGUGCAAAGAGUAGUAGAGACACUCAGUGUGGAUGACAACAAAGACCGAGUCUCAGUGGUUCAGUACAGCAGAGAUCCAGCUGUCCACUUCUAUCUGAACACAUACACAACAAAAGGCGAGAUCCUUGACACCGUCAGAGGCUUGAGGCACAAAGGCGGGCGACCCCUCAACACUGGAGCAGCUCUCCAGUACUUGAGAGAUAAUGUCUUUCGGGCCUCUGCUGGAAGCAGGCACCUGGAUGGAGUUCCACAGGUGCUAAUUCUGCUAAGCGGGGGAAGGUCUUAUGACAGUGUCGAUGCCCCAGCCUCUGCUCUCAAACAGCAGGGCAUCUUUGUGAUUGGCAUUGGAAGAAGGGGCUCUGAUUUUGGGGAGCUGCAGAAGAUAUCACAUGACCCUGGUGUUGCUCUAAAAGUGUCUGAAUUCACUGACCUUCCCACUGUCCAGCAGCAGCUUCAGUCCUCCUUGGAGACUGCAGUUAUCGACGUCAGCCCAGAAUCACCCACAGUACUUGUUGACACUGCCAAAAAGGAUAUCGUAUUCCUUCUGGAUGGUUCUGAUGGCACAAGGAAUGCCUUCCCUGCCAUGCUCGAUUUUGUUGAGAAAGUGGUGGAGAAACUGAAAGUGGGCGCAAACAAAGACCGCGUGUCUGUGGUCCAGUACAGCAGAGAUGCAGAGGCCCAUUUCCAUCUGAACACAUACACCACAAAAGAGGAUAUUGUGGAUUCAGUCAGGGGGCUGAGACACAGAGGAGGUAGACCCCUUAACACUGGGGCAGCCCUCCAGUACGCCAGGGACAAUGUCUUUACAAACUCCUCCGGGAGUAGACGGCUGCAAGGUAUCCCACAGAUGUUGAUCCUACUCAAUGGCGGAAGGUCUUUUGACAGUGUUGAUGCCCCAGCCUCUGCUCUCAAAAAGCAGGGCAUCUUUGUGAUUGGCAUUGGAGCAAGGGGGUCUGAUGUCGGGGAGCUGCAGAGGAUAUCAUAUGACCCUAGUGUUGCUCUAAAAGUGUCUGAGUUCACCGACCUCCCCAGUGUCCAAGAACAGCUCUCCUCUGUAAUGAGCACAGUGCUAGUAAGGGCCACGGCCAUGACACCGACAGUAACUGUGGAGAAAAAACCCACCGGGAGGGAUGUUGUGUUCUUGUUGGAUGGAUCUGAUGGUACUAGAACAGGAUUCCCAGCUAUGCAAGACUUUGUGCAAAGAGUAGUAGAGACACUCAGUGUGGAUGACAACAAAGACCGAGUCUCAGUGGUUCAGUACAGCAGAGAUCCAGCUGUCCACUUCUAUCUGAACACAUACACAACAAAAGGCGAGCUCCUUGACACCGUCAGAGGCUUGAGGCACAAAGGCGGGCGACCCCUCAACACUGGAGCAGCUCUCCAGUACUUGAGAGAUAAUGUCUUUGCGACCUCUGCUGGAAGCAGGCGCCUGGAUGGAGUUCCACAGGUGCUAAUUCUGCUAAGCGGGGGAAGGUCUUCUGACAGUGUCGAUGCCCCAGCCUCUGCUCUCAAACAGCAGGGCAUCUUUGUGAUUGGCAUUGGAAGAAGGGGCUCUGAUUUUGGGGAGCUGCAGAAGAUAUCACAUGACCCUAGUGUUGCUCUAAAAGUGUCUGAUUUCACCGACCUCCCCAGUGUCCAAGAACAGCUCUCCUCUGUAAUGAGCACAGUGCUAGUAAGGGCCACGGCCAUGACACCCUCAGUAACCGCUGAGUCACAAGGCCCCCGCAAGGAUAUUGUUUUCAUUGUUGAUGGUUCUGAUGGUGUUGGACGGGAAUUUCCUAUCAUUCAAGAAUUCAUCCGCAGGAUUGUGGAGAGUCUCAAUGUUGGCGAGAAUAAAAUCCGAAUUGGAGUGGUGCAGUAUGGUGACUAUGCUCAGGCUGACAUGUAUCUGAAUUCACAUACAACCAAAGAAGACGUUUUGAAUGCAGUAAGGGCAAUAAGGCAGCGAGGAGGAAGACAACGUAACCUGGGUCAGGCCUUGCAGUUUGCUAGUCAGGAUGUUCUUACAGCAGCACGUGGAAGCAGGAAGCAAGAAGGUGUACCACAGUUUGUGAUUAUUGUCUCCAGUGGGUCUUCUACAGAUGACAUCAGUCGUGCAGCAUCAUCCCUCAAACAAUCUCGAGUUCUUCCCUUCAGCAUUGGGACCAGGGAUGUUGACCCUAGAGAGCUGCAAGUGGUCUCGUAUGUACCUAACUUUGCUUAUACUGUAGAUGAUAUCCCUGGCCUGUCCACAGUCCAAGAAAACUUAAUCACCACACUCACUGAAAUGUCAGAUGAGGACAUUGCCAGGAUGCGUCCAGAAUUCUCAACCUAUGAAGUAAUAACACCAGCAACCACGGGAGGAGAAAGGAGGGAUGUUGUUUUUCUAAUUGAUGGCACAACGGCAGUACGUAGUGAGUUCCCUUCCAUCCGUGAAAUGAUCAGAAGAGUCGUCGAGAAGCUUGAUGUUGGACUGGACAAGGUCCGAGUUUCAGUGGUGCAGUACAGCGACGAACCUAAGUUAGAAUUUCUUCUGAAUGAAUUCUCCACCAAAGAUGAGGUACGCCAGGCUGUAACAAAACUUCGAAGCAAAGGUGGAAACCGCUUAAACACGGGUCGUGCUCUUGAGUGGGUCUCCAGAAACAUCUUCCAGAGGUCUGCAGGAAGCCGUAUUGAAGAGGGUGUUCCUCAGUUCCUCAUUCUAGUUACUGGUGGCAAGUCUACAGAUGAUGUUUACGCUCCAGCUGACCAGCUUAAGAGAAACCAGAUAGCACCUCUGGCCAUUGGGUCAAGGAAUGCAGACCCUGAUGAACUGAAACAGAUUUCCCUGAAGCCUGAACUUGUAUAUACAGUUGACAGCUUCCAGCAGCUUCCAAGAGUGGAGUCACAGCUCAUCGACUCUGUUAAAACAAUAUCCACUGCUGAUAUUGUCAGUAGCUAUGUUCCUGUUGUGGAUGAAUCCCUUAAUCUUGGAAGAAAGGACAUAAUCUUCCUCAUUGAUGGCUCAGACACUACAGGUGCUUCUGGCAUUGCUCAUAUCCGUGACUUCAUUCUCAACAUUGUCCGUCAGCUCGAUGUACAACCUGAUCAAGUGCGUGUGGCUGUUGUCCAGUACGCAGACAAAGUGAAAACAGAGUUCUCACUCAACUCACACAACAACAAGCAAUCUGUGAUCUCUGCUAUCAAAAGGCUUCGUCAGAUGGGUGGUCGAUCAUCAGACUUGGCUGAUGCCAUCAACUAUGUAAUACAGAAUGAGUUAAUACCGCCUGCUGGUGUUCGUUUGGCUGAGGCCUCCCAGCAUCUUGUGGUUCUCACAGGUGGACGUUCCCCGCAAGAUGUUUCCCUCUAUGGACCACUCCUGAAGGGCUCCAGGGUAAACUGCAUCGGCGUUGGAGCUGGUCCUGGUGCUGACACAAGGCAACUUGCCCAAAUAACCAGCACACCAGAGGAUGUUCUUCAGGUUCCUUCUUUCCCUGGUCUGCCGGGAAUUCAGGAAAGGUUUAUUGCGAGGUUGAGUGGUACUCUCCCAGAGGAAAUACCCACCAUCAUUGGUGAUCCCAGCCAGCCUUCUAAAAAGGCUGAUAUCGUGUUCUUGGUGGAUGGCUCCAUGAACGUGGGCCGAGAAAACUUCCAAGAAGUGAUGUCAUUUAUCAUCAACUUAAUUGACUUGUUCUUCACUGAAAGAGACAAACUGCAGUUUGGGCUGGCACAUUACACCACAGACGUGACAGAUGUGUUCUACCUCAAUGACUACAAGAACAAGGAUGACAUUAUAAGUGCCAUUGGACGAGCAGAGUAUAAAGGCGGACGCACAAUCAACACCGGUGCAGCCAUUCGCCAUGUUCAAAAUGUUCACUUUACCAAAGAUAAAGGCAGUCGGGUGGAUGAAGGCACUCCUCAGAUUCUGAUGCUUAUUACUGGAGGAGACUCAGCUGAUGACAGUAAAACAGCAGCCCUUGGUCUAAAGAAAAAGGGUGUGAGAGUCUUUGCUGUAGGAGUAGGCGCUACUGAGAAUGAGCUAGAAAACAUCGCAAGUGAGUCUUCCACUGUGGCUAGAGCCAGCAAAUUCACCGAACUUUCAGAGCUUAAUGAGCAAAUAUUGGAGACACUGGAUGAUGAAGUGAAAGGGAAAGGGCUGUGUGUCGGUGUGCAAGACAUUGCUACAACCUGCAGUGUGGAGGUGUUAGUGGGCUUUGAUGUGAAUGCCCAGAACAUCUUCAGUGCUCAGACCAACCUCCAGAGCAAGAUGGGUGCCAUUCUACAGAGGAUUUCCAAAAUGGCAGCAAUCAGUUGCUCAUCUGGGCAGAUUCCCUCCGUGCAAGUGGGCAUGCUGGCCAUGGACUCUGGCUCUGAGCCUGUCCAGCUCGACUUCACGACCAAUGCUGAUGAGCUCUUUGAGGCCUUUAGAGCACUACGCAGUCGUGGUCCCUUUGUCCUCAAUGGAAAGACCAUCUCAGCUUACACAAAUAGAUUCAAAACCAGACAGGACAAUGCUGUCAAGGUUGUUAUUCAUUUGACCGACGGUCUUGAUGCACCAUAUGCUGAAAUGAAAAGAAGAGUAGAUGAGCUUCGGCAGUCAGGAGUGACCGGUUUCAUUCUGGUUGGACUGGAGCGGGUUCCUAAAUUUGAGGAAGCUUUGAUGUUGGAAUAUGGCCGUGGCUUCAGAUACACCAGACCCUUGCGAGUCAAUAUCAUGGACUUGGACUAUGAGCUUGUGGAAGAGCUAGACAAUAUUGCAGAAAGACAUUGCUGUGGAGUUCCUUGCAAAUGUACUGGCACCAGAGGAGACAGAGGAGCAGUUGGACUUCCAGGGUCUAAGGGAAGCCCAGGAUCACCGGGAAGCCAAGGACAUCCUGGAGAUGAAGGUGGACCAGGAGAGAGAGGUCCCCCUGGUGUCAAUGGAACGCAGGGUUACAAGGGAUGUCCUGGACAGAGAGGUGUCAAGGGUUCUCGUGGAUACUCAGGAGAAAAGGGUGAAUUUGGAGAAAUUGGACUUGAUGGCAUCAAUGGUGAGGAGGGCAAAAGUGGAGUUGCUGGACCACCAGGAGAGAGAGGAAACCCUGGCAGAAGAGGUCCCAAAGGUGCUAAGGGACAAGCAGGAGACAAAGGGGAAUUGGGAAUUAGAGGAGACCCUGGUACAAGUGGAAAAGACAACAACCAAGCAGGACCUAAAGGAGACCCUGGUGAUGCUGGACCAGCGGGAGAACCCGGUGAAGAUGGAAAGAGGGGAGGACCUGGUGAAGCCGGAAGAAGGGGAGCUGAUGGCAGAAGAGGGGCACCUGGACAGCCUGGAAGUGCAGGAAAGCCAGGAGCUGAUGGUGUGCAGGGAGAACCUGGCAUUGGAGGAUCUAGAGGUCCAUCUGGUCCAAAUGGUGCUCCAGGACCCAGAGGAGAAGACGGAAAUCCUGGACCCAGGGGUCCUGGAGGUCAACCAGGUCCUGUUGGAGAAAAGGGCCGAAGGGGAGCUCUUGGUCGUAAGGGAGAGCCAGGAGAUCCAGGAAUUAAGGGUGCCAUUGGACCUCUUGGACCUCGUGGAGAGCCUGGUGAAGAUGGUAGAGAUGGUUUGGGUGUUGAAGGGCCCAAUGGAAGAAAGGGUGACAUAGGCUUCCCUGGAUUCCCAGGACCCAAGGGAGCAGCUGGUGACUCUGGCAACAAAGGUGGACCUGGACCCAGAGGGAAUCGUGGACAGAGAGGUGUGUCUGGAAACAUUGGUUCACUUGGACAGAAAGGAGAGAUUGGAUAUCCUGGUCCAUAUGGUCAGAAAGGGCCAAGAGGACCAGGUGUUGUGCAAUGUGACCUUGUGAAGAAGAUAAGAGACAACUGUCCUUGCUGUUAUGGUAAUCAAGAAUGCCCAUUGUUCCCCACUGAGCUGGCCUUUGCCUUGGACGCUUCUCAAAACGUUGACCGUCGAGUUUUCAACAACAUGCGUGACACGGUGCUGCGCCUGAUCAGAAACAUCACCAUCUCUGAGAGCAACUGCCCAAGAGGCGCCCGUGUUGCUUUGACCCUGUACAACAAUGAAGUUGCCACCGAGGUUCGCUUUGCUGAUGCAAUGAAGAAACGUGCUCUCCUGCAGCGCAUCGAGGGACUGCAGACGCUGCAGACAAGUAAAGAGCGGAACUUACCUACAUCCAUGAGCUUUGUGGCCCAGAACACCUUCAAAAGGGUGCGUAGUGGCUUCCUGAUCAGGAAAGUGGCCAUCUUCUUUGUUGGUGGGUCACUCGGUCAGGCACAAGGAAUCACUAAUGCAGCUCUCCGCCUCCACGAUGCCGGAAUCGCCACUCUGUUCUUGGUCAGUCGUGAGGAGAGAGCACUCAGCAGAGCACUGCAGGUCAAUAACACAGCACUGGCCCAGGUAAUUGUCCUUCCCAGCCCUGGAAGUGCACAAUAUAACUCAGUCAUCCAAAAGGUUUUGAACUGCCAUGUCUGCUUUGACAUCUGCGGUCCCGACCAAAUGUGCGACUAUUUGCCCCCACUGAUCAGUCGAGAUCGAAGGUCUUCCAUCACAGAUGGGGAUAUUGACAUGGCUUUCAUCUUGGACAGCUCUGAGUCCACCUAUCCAACUGUCUUUACUGAGAUUAAACGCUACAUAGCACAGAUAGUAGAACAGGUGGAGGUGUCUUCAGAACCCACAGCAUCGCUUCACCAGGCCCGGGUGUCUGUGAUCCAGCAGGCACCUUACGAGUUUGUCUACAACAAAACUGGCUCUCCCAUCCAUGUGGAUAUCGGCUUGACUGAGCACAACUCAGCUCAGGAUAUUGCCCGAUUUCUGCUGGACAAAACACCACAGUUAGAGGGUGGCCGGGCACUGGCAGCAGCUAUCGAAUCAACAGUGGAGCUAGUGUUUGACAAGGCACCUCUUCAGCGUAACAGGAAGAUGCUGAUGCUUUUUGUGACAGGACAUGUGGAGGAAGACGAGGAGCAGCUGGUGCGCAUCGCCACUGAGGUCAAGUGCAGAGGCUUCUUCCUGGUCAUCAUGGGUGUGGGAGAGAAGCUGAGUGCUGGAGAUUCUCGUGUCUUGUCGCGCAUGGCCAGUGAGCCCUCAGACGUCUUCUUUAAACGUCUGGACAGCAUCUCACAAUUUUAUGACAAACACAUCCAGACUUUCAGCCAGCUGAUGCCAAAGUAUAUCACCAUUGAGAAUGCUUUCUACAUGUCACCUGAUGUCUCCAAAAACUGCAAGUGGUUCCAGAGUGACCAGCCUCUGAAAAACCCCUUUACUUCCCCACAUCAACAGGAGAAACCACAUGAGAAUCACCAAGCAGUCCAUCAUGAGAAUCACCAAGCAGUCCACCCAAGGAAACACAAAGAAGCAGAUGAGCUACACGUCUCAAACGUCACCUCCAGCAGCUUGAAACUGCGCUGGAGCAGCCCAGAUCCUAAACUCUUUGUCUACUUCGAGGUAGUGGUGACACAGUUAUCCGACCAUAGCCUGGUGCUGAAGACCAACGUCUCUGGCACUGAGCUUUCAGUGGACAACCUACAAAGUGCUCAGACGUAUCAUGCUGUGGUCUCUGCCCACACUGCAGAGGGUCAAGUCGUCUCCACCCGCAAAGGCAUUGUCACUACCAAAACAGCAGAGCACAGGCCAGCCAGUACCGUAAUUACCACACCACUGAGCAAACCUGAAAUUGUUAAUGAGUUUGCAGACCCAUGCUCACUUGACUAUGACGCUGGAAUGCCGUGCAAAGAGUAUCAGGCUAAGUGGUUCUUUGACAGAAAGAACGGGAUCUGUGCUCAGUUCUGGUAUGGAGGUUGUGCCGGCAAUGAGAAUAGGUUCGACACUGAGACACUCUGCUUGAAAAACUGCAUGGGGUCAGUCUCAGAGCCUCAGCCAAACGUGCAGCAGAGUGAACAGGUGGAGAUCCUGCCGGUUCCUGCAGCUUCUACAGCUGUCGACAUUUGCCAGCUUCCCAAAGAGGAAGGUACAUGUGCCAAAUUUGUCCUCAAGUGGCACUAUGAUGCUCCAAGCAAGAGCUGUGCACGUUUCUGGUACGGAGGCUGUGGUGGAAACCAGAAUCGCUUCAACACAUAUGAGGAGUGUGUCAAGGCUUGUGGAAAACCAGCACCCAUCAAACAAGGAGUCAUUGCUGCAAUAAGAACAUAGGACCAAAGUGACAAACAUGGCCAGCUUUUACCUCUGUUUAGGGGAUUCUGAGAAGAACCGUCCAACAUGGCCAUACUUUAAGGAUGUAAAAACCAAAGCAAUGGUGGCUGCACUGGAUCCACAAAAAUGGACUUAAUACCCACAAUUCUUGAAGUAGUCUUUUUCACAGCAAGAUGGAAGGCAACACAUUUUGGUGCAUGAUUUGUUUUUACUGGUGCUACAUAGUAUACAUAGUUUUUUUUUUUUUCCUCUACAGACGGAGUUCACUGCAAUAAGUUUUGUAAAGUCAAGUCUGGAACAUCUUAUGGGGUUUUCAUUUUUUUUUUUUUUUUAAAUGUAUAUGAAUAUCUUGGACAAAGAUUAGCAGUAAAUCCGUACAUUCAGGACUGGCAUUAUUCAUUGCAGUAAUCUUUUUUUUUAUUGUGUUUUUUGACAUUCCACAUUCACAUAGCAUCACAUUCAUUGAUUUAUAUUUUUUCAAAACUCACAUGAUUCCCACUGAAUGAUCCCUUCACUAUUUUUUUCACAAAAUUUUCACGGCAGUGUUUACAUAUGUCUUUAAUGGUGGUUUAUGUUUUUAUUUUAAAUGACAGUGACUAACUGCUCGGAUAUAAAAACAAAAAAAAUACUAAUGUAAAGUAAAAAGUGCACUUCUGGACUCAUGUUCCAGCUUUUGAGAAUGGAAUGUACUUGUCAAGCUCCUUGUAUUUUUGUUUCAUUUGAAAUGACUGAAAUUUGUGUUUCAUCUGUGUUUUGGGGAAAUAAAAAUGAAUUAGACUUUCUAAUAAACUUGAGCAACUGA